Molecule: messenger RNA, 2062 nt
Organism: Magallana angulata
Lineage: Eukaryota; Metazoa; Mollusca; Bivalvia; Ostreida; Ostreidae
Product: WSCD family member CG9164-like
Exons: 5
Coding region: 490-1374 (294 amino acids)
Molecular function (GO): sulfotransferase activity
Source: RefSeq, a predicted model, not a curated record
AACACUGAUAAAAUGUAGAGAGAGAAGAGAGAGAGAGAGAGAAGAAAAAAUAUCGCUGUCUAUAUAAACUGGGAUUACUGACCUGUCAGCUAAUCUGAUGUUUGACGUGUAUGCAAGCUAUACAUGUAUAAACCAAUAGGAACUACCAGUGGUCAAUUCUUGGACGGCACGUCACCUGUAGUCUGCCGCUAGGAGGAAAGAAAGAAAAACACAAAACAACAACGUAUGAUUGAUUUUUAAUAUGCGCUGGAGACGAGGAACGAAAAUCGUAUUUAUGUGAAAACUGUACAGGACCUUUUCUUUUGAUGUGAUUUUCAACUGCUGGUGGAAGUUUUCACAACAGUACGGUUUUGUGAUGAAAGGUUGAUUUUCUUCAGCUUCCUACAGGAGAUAACGAGAUCAGCGCGUUGCUGAUUCACCAUUAUGACCACGGGCUUUUCGGCUGGGAGUUGACGAAAGUAGAAUCUUGGAUAACAUAGAGGUCCACGAAUGAGCUGGUCUACAUGUUACCGCUUCAGGUUUUCGUCGUCGGCUGUCGUCUGCCUCGCUCUGUUUUACAUCGUGGUCUUUAAUGGUCUAUCCCUGUACGGCCUGAUCAAAUCUACCUACACCCCCGUGUCACUUCCGGUCAAUAGGGACCGUCUGUAUUUUGCCUACAUGAAAUAUGACAGGGCUCUAUGGAAGUGCAAAAAGCCACAUCUGUCGCAAACUCCACUACCUCUCACUGCUUUAGCUAGUUUCCCCGGAUCCGGAAAUACAUGGGUCCGACAUAUUCUACAACAAGCCACAGGAAUUCUCACCGGAAGUAUAUAUAACGACAAAGUACUGAAAAUUAUGGGAUUUCCGGGAGAGAAUAUUCAGAACUCUUCUGUUCUCGUCGUCAAGACCCACGAUUAUGGCAGAAAUGAGACCCAAAAAUACCAAAGGGCAAUUCUUAUUCUCCGAAAUCCCAAAGACGCCCUGCUCGCGGAAUUCAAUAGAUUAAGGGGCGGCCAUAUUGGUUUUGCUAGAAAGGAGGAUUUUACUAAAAAAUGGAAAGGUUUUGUGACUAUUAAAGCAAAGAGCUGGUUUGAACUGAACAAAUCUUGGCUUGAUUUUCCUGGUGAUUUACAUAUACUGAGAUAUGAAGAUCUGAAAUCGGACCCAAUAAAUGAAAUCAAAAGUUUACUCAAAUUUUUACGCAUAAACAUAUCACAGAAAGAAUUGUCGUGUGUAAUUGAGAAUUUAACAGGGCGGUUCAAGAGGCCCGAGCGUGACGUCACAAACUUUACGCUGUACCCCAGCCUACUUGGACAAGAUUUGGAGCGGUAUGAACUACGAAUUAACAGAACAAUAGGGCAGCGACACAGACAAGCAAACAUACCUCAUUCUUAGCAUUUUGUGAUACUGUUGAGUAAGAUUUUUAUUAUUUCGAUCAUUCAUUACAUCAAGAAGAUACAUGUUCAAAGCAAAAAUGGCGAACGAUUGAAUACUAUCUGAUGCAGUGUACCGGAUGCCAAUCAUACAUGUAUUUGUUUUUUGUUAUAGAAAAAGAUGCCGUGCAAAUGUCGAAUUCCACAAUAUACUCCGUGCUAUAGCUGUUUUGUUAUUUGCUGUUUUCGUUAUCUGAUGGAAUUCCCAAAACAAAACAAAGUUCUGCUUCACAUAAUUAUGAAGUCUCAUAAAAACAAUAGCUAAUUCCGACAACUUUGGAAGCUUAAUCUUAUUGAAGUGUUCCCAUCAGCUGCGAUAGCUCAAAACUAAUUAGUUCCACGUGUGAGGCUUGUUGUUUCUCAAACUCUGAAACAUUAUUACAAUUCUUUUAUAAACCGCGUAUGUAUUUCUGAAUUACACGAACAUGCACCUGUAAUUACAUACAUGUGCCAUGCAUGUAAACCAUUAUUUCUCUUUAAAUAUCAAUCGUUUUCAUUGUCAACAAAAUAAACUUUAUAACAUUGUAUAUGUGUACGUAGAAUCAAUAGUGUCGGAUUUUUGAAAAAAAAAAACGUACAUUGUUUAUGCUAAAUUUGUUGUGCUCGGGUGUACCACAUUACAGAAGAAAUAAAAUAAUUUUGAAACAUUC